AUAUUGUUUAAUAUUAUAAACUUAUUUUCCAGAAAUUUUCUUGUAUCAUUACAAGCUUUAUAUUUCAGGUCAAAUGAGGCUGGAAAUGAUUCGGAAGGUCAAUUGCAAGGGACGACUAUGACGCGUUUCUUACGCGACAUUGAAAAACAGAUCGUGGAAAAGGAUAAAUGCCGCAGAUCGUUUAACUUACUCUACAGUGCAAGUAAACAUGGAUGCAGUCCACGUGUGUUUCACAAGCUUUGCGAUGCAAAAGGUCCAACUGUCACGAUACUUAUCGGGACUCAAAAUAUCAUGUUUGGUGGUUACACAAGUCAGUCCUGGACAUCCGAAAAUGGCUCUUUUAAAAGCGACAAGAAUGCAUUUCUUUUUUAUAAAGAAGACAACGAUAGACAUCCAAUGAGGAUAUUUGAAAUAGCACCGGAAAAUCAUCAAUGGGCAAUAUACUGCCAUCGAAACAAUGGUCCAACUUUCGGUGGAGGCCGUUUUGCAAGUCAUGAUUUACUUACGUUUGCAACAACGUUUAUGAAAAAGUUGAUUUGGGAUGAAAUAAAAUUAAAGAACAAUGUUUUUGAAUUGAAUGGAAAAACAAACAUAGGAAGCGUAUACAAAAGCAAUGCAAACGAUGCCGAUCCCAUAGCCAUCAAUGGAGGAAAGAUGACUGUGUCCGACGUCUAUGUGUAUCAAGUUCAAGAUGAGCCGGAAAUAGUGAUAGACCAACUGAAAAUCUACAUAGAGGAGCAUGUAAGUGAUAAUCAUUGUAUUUAAUAUUUAACUUUACAUGAGAAAAUAUGUUUUACAAAGUGACCCUGUGGUUUCCGUUACCUGCGUAAGGGUUGUACUGCACUUACCCUUAUUUCAGUGUUAAUAUACAUGAUCUUUGUCAGUUAAAGGAGUUAUGACCUCAACGACUUAA
Mercenaria mercenaria is the source of this 913-nucleotide messenger RNA. RefSeq lists its product as uncharacterized. Lineage: Eukaryota; Metazoa; Mollusca; Bivalvia; Venerida; Veneridae. The transcript is spliced from 3 exons. The record is from RefSeq and is a predicted model, not a curated record. The coding region runs from base 118 to 765 and encodes 215 amino acids.